This is a messenger RNA of Oryzias latipes (Japanese medaka), 2144 nucleotides long. RefSeq lists its product as uncharacterized. NCBI's taxonomy places the organism in Eukaryota, Metazoa, Chordata, Actinopteri, Beloniformes, Adrianichthyidae. The record is from RefSeq and is a predicted model, not a curated record.
UACUGCACGUCUCCACGGCAACCUGCAUUCCGCUUUGCGGCUGUGUAGACCACACCCACCGCAGACGUAAACUCUCGACUAGAGGCGAAAGAGAUUUAUCCUAGGUAAAAGUUGGACACCUUGAGAGGGCAGGAGGAGGAGAUGGCCAAAGGAAAAGCGAAGAUCAGCAGCUCUGAGGAUUUAGCCCCGCCCCCAGCACGGCUGCUCAGGUCAAGAAAGAAGGAAGCUGAAAGCAAUGAUGCUGUUCUAAAGGGCAAUGCUCAAGCCUCUCUACUUCUGAAGGGGUUAGAGGAGGGCGGAGCUGCAGCCGAGCCUCUGCAGGAAUGCGCCGUCAUUGUGCAUCAGAUGUAUCAGGCAGCAGAGUGCUCCUGUCUGACAGGGCCAGAUGAAGCCACCAAAGAAAAGGCAACAAAUGAAUCAGAGGUCAUUUCUUUGAGCACAGCAGCUCCAAAGUCUAGCUUCCGCAGCAACAAGAAUCAGACGGAGAGCUGGGCAGGUGAGGAUGCCGCCGAGGAAGGCAGCAAGAGACAACGGGCAGAGAAACACAAGAGGGAGGUGGAGGGACGGCGGGAGCAGCAGCAUUCCACCAUGGCUUUUCCAGCCAAGAAGAGGCGUAGGAUGGGUUCCUGUGGCCUGACGGAUGGAGAGCGGAGUCGUGUUUUAGGAAACUAUGAGAAGAAGCCAAGUUUUGUGAAGGGAGCUGGGAUGAAGGUCUGUAAUGAUUCAGACACCCCUCUGCGCUCCUCUGGCCAUGAAAGCGGGCAGAAGCAGGCAGAGCCUAAGCAGGUAGAGCUACAGUCUGCAGAGCCAAAGCAGGCAGAGUUACAGUCUGCAGAGCCGAAGCAGGAAGAGCUACAGUCUGCAGAGCCAAAGCAGGCAGAGCUACAGUCUGCAGAGCCAAAGCAGGCAGAGCUACAGUCUGCAGAGCCGAAGCAGGCAAAGCUACAGUCUGCAGAGCCAAAGCAGGCAGAGCUACAGUCUGCAAAGCCAAAGCAGGCAGAGUUACAGUCCGCAGAGCCGAAGCAGGAAGAGCUACAGUCCGCAGAGCCGAAGCAGGAAGAGCUACAGUCUGCAGAGCCAAAGCAGGCAGAGCUACACACUGCAGAGCCGAAGCAGACAGAGCUACAGUCUGCAGAGCCGAUGCAGGAAGAGCUACAGUCUGCAGAGCCAAAGCAGGCAGAACUACACACUGCAGAGCCGAAGCAGGCAGAGCUACAGUCAGCAGAGCCGAAGCAGGCAGAGUUACACACUGCAGAGCCGAAGCAGGCAGAGCUACAGUCUGCAGAGCCAAAGCAGGCAGAGUUACAGUCUGCAGAGCCGAAGCAGGCAGAGCUACAGUCUGCAGAGCCGAAGCAGGCAGAGCUACAGUCUGCAGAGCCGAAGCAGGCAGAGCUACAGUCUGCAGAGCCAAAGCAGGCAGAGCUACAGUCUGCAGAGCCGAAGCAGGCAGAGCUACAGUCUGCAGAGCCAAAGCAGGCAGAGCUCCAGUCUGCAGAGCCAAAGCAGGCAGAGCUACAGUCUGCAGGCGAGGAUGCAAGAGCACCGACUGAAGCCCCCAUGAGCGUCCUCUACAGGGGUCCAGAGGAGAGUAACCGCCAGCAGGCAGAGGAAGAGAGUAUUUCACAGUCGGUAAACCGUGCUGAAGGAGGAGCAUCCUCAACUGAAGCUCCCACCAGUGGACCUGCGCUGCAGCCUGAAGAGACCGCAGAACCAGGAGAGGCAUGCAAUGGUGGACCUACAGGCGAUCUUGCAGCGGCAAAGGCGGCGCCCAGCUCAGGCGGGGACUCGCACGGCGCCUGUGGAUGCUCCGAUGAUGUUUCCGACUCCCAGCUCAACACCAUUGUUUUCACGGAGGAGCUGAUGGAGGAUGUAGACGCUGGGCCAUCAGGCUGCCUGGAAGAUGCCACAGAGCUGCUCUGUGGAAUAAUCAGCGAGCUCUCCUCUGCAAAUCGAAGAGUCAUGGCGGCUCACCGGGAGCUGCAGAACCUGCGACGCUUCAAAAGCAAAGCCUCAAGAAACUCCACCCACCGAGAGCGCUGAGGGCAAAGUUAAAUGAUGAUUCUGUUUGUUUAGAAAAGGCAGUUUUUCUACAAAUGUUUGGGUUCCUCUGAUGUUCUCUGAAUAAAGUGUUUGCUUAUUCUCAA